This is a messenger RNA of Acanthamoeba castellanii str. Neff, 1662 nucleotides long. RefSeq lists its product as uncharacterized. The coding region runs from base 1 to 1662 and encodes 553 amino acids. The record is from RefSeq and is a predicted model, not a curated record. Lineage: Eukaryota; Discosea; Longamoebia; Acanthamoebidae. The transcript is spliced from 8 exons.
AUGCAAGAAGACGCCCCUGCAGCCAGCGAGAUAUCACCCAAGCAGAACAAUCUGAACAUUUACUUUAUGAAAGAGCUGAAGAAGCUCAAGGGCGACCAGAAGCGACUUGACGACGAAGUGCUGCACCUCAAGCUCGAGAACAGCAACCUAUCCGCUCGCUUGAAGACGAGCCAGUGGCAGGUCAUGCGGCUCAUGGACUACUUCUCGCAGAUGGCGGACCAACAACCCGUGCCGGCCUUCCCGACCCAUGCCAUGGAGACCACCGCGAGCUCGACCCACAACCCCUCCCACAUUGGCGUAUCCACCGCUCUGCCAAAAGGCAGGGCCGAGCAGCCCAUGGUGGUGUACGAUCUCAGCAAGAGCACUGCGACCGUGCUCACCGCCAACACCACCUUUUGCCAAAUGAUCGGCUACGAAUUGAAUGAAGUCAUUGGAAUGCCGUGGACGGAGUUCAUUCCACCAGAGGCAGCGCGCCGAACCAUGAACACCAUUCUGCAGCAGAAGACUCUAUCAUCAACGAUACAGCUCGAUCAAGUAUACCGGCACAGAACAGGUGGUCUGUUCGCUACGUACGAUACUCAUACGAUCCUUUUUGGUAACGACGGCCUGCCCAUCUCGGACGUGGUCACCCUCUACUUCCCCGAGUCGAACGCCGCCGGCGGCGUGCCCAACACGCCGACCUUCCUCCCGCCGAUGAAGUUCCUGAGCAGCACCGCGGCCAACGAAGGGCGAGCUCAUCCCGGCACUCACCUAUCGCCCUCUUCCAUCCAGCCGCUGUCGUCGCCCGUAGUCGAAUCGCCGUCAGAUGACGAAUUCGAUUCUGAUCCGAUGCUGUCGUCUCCACACAUCAACCGACCCCAGUCCGCUCCGGUGUUUGGGCACCAGGCAAAGCCAGGCGCCGGGCCGAGGAACGGCAAAGGCGGGCGGAGCCUAACCCCACAGGCGACCACCAAAAAGACUAGACGACCGACCACCAAGGUCACCGGAGAAGCGUCGCAGCCUCAGCUGAUGUUCUACGGCUCUCAGGGUGAAGAGAAAGCCGCGCGUAAACUGCGGGACAACAUUCCAAAGGCCAGUAUGAGGGUUCUUGACGAAGACGAAGACGAUGGCGAAAGUCCUCAUGUGCAGCAUACCUCAUUCGACGAGGUGCUAUCCAGUCCGCAGCGAAGACUGCCGCAACCAGUGGCGGAGGGUCCCACCUCCAUCUUCCAGAUGCCCCCUUCGUCGAACUUCCCCUCACUCUCCUCGCCCUUCCCCUCCGCCGCGCCUCCAUUCCCGCCGUCUCCCAACAACGCCUUCACCUCCUCGGCCUCCCCUCUCGCCUUCUCCUUCGAUGACACCCCGAUGGCUUCAUCAUCUUCGACCACCGCUGCGACUCAGCAGCCCGCGCUGUCGUCCUACGGCGCGUCCGCGUCCACCGCGCCGCACUACAUCGUCGGACCCAACGUCAUCCCGCUCACUGGCGCGACAAUGCCCCCAUCGUCAGCUUCUUCGGCGACCGACAUCGCGGGCGUGGAGGACGCAUUCAACGACCUCGACCUGGACCCCUCGUUCAUGCCCUUCGCCCUCGACGAGGACUUUUUGAACUCCCUCAUGGCGACCCACCAGCACAAUAGCGGCGGCGGCGCCUCCUCCAACGACAACGGCCCAGACAACGUCUGA